AUGGGGAUUUUGCUUUUCUUUCUCUUUGCAUUUCUUGGAGACAUCGACAGGCUCACAAGGCUAGGUACACUGGUGCAUGCCCAGUCUAAUGAGCGCCGGGUCCUGGCCCACAUGCCUGGUGACAUUACCAUCGGGGCACUCUUCUCUGUGCACCACCAGCCACCAGCAGACAAGGUCCAUGAGCGGAAAUGUGGUGCGGUGCGUGAGCAGUACGGGAUCCAGCGUGUGGAGGCUAUGAUGCACACUCUUGAUCGCAUCAAUGCUGACCCAAACAUCCUGCCCAACAUCACAUUGGGCUGCGAGAUCCGAGACUCAUGUUGGCACUCAGCAGUGGCACUGGAACAGAGCAUAGAGUUCAUCCGUGACACCCUGGUCUCCACUGAGGAGGAGGAGAGCAUGUCCAGGUGCUCAGCUAAUGGUGGAGGAAUUCCUAUGAAAGGGAAGAAACCCAUAGUAGGCCUCAUUGGGCCUGGCUCCAGCUCAGUGGCCAUCCAGGUGCAAAAUCUUCUUCAGCUUUUCAACAUACCCCAAAUUGCCUACUCGGCCACCAGUAUGGAUCUCAGUGAUAAGUCCUUGUAUAAGUAUUUCAUGAGGGUAGUGCCAUCGGAUGCUCAGCAGGCCAGAGCAAUGGUGGACAUCGUCAAAAGAUACAACUGGACUUAUGUGUCAGCCAUACACACAGAGGGAAACUAUGGUGAGAGUGGAAUGGAGGCAUUCAAAGAAAUGGCAGCCAAGGAGGGCAUCUGUAUUGCACAUUCAGAUAAGAUCUACAGUAACGCUGGAGACCAGAACUUCGACCGGCUGUUGGAAAAACUGCGCAGUCACCUACCCAAAGCACGUGUGGUGGCAUGCUUCUGCGAGGGCAUGACUGUGCGUGGCAUUCUUAAAGCCAUGAGAAGACGUCGGCUAGUGGGAGAGUUCCUUUUGGUUGGCAGUGAUGGCUGGGCCGAUCGCUAUGAUGUGACAGAUGGCUAUCAGAAAGAGGCAGCUGGAGGAAUCACUAUCAAACUGCAGUCUGCUUAUGUCACCUGGUUCGAUGAUUACUACCUGAACCUGCAGCCAGAUACGAACCAGCGAAAUCCCUGGUUCCUUGAAUUCUGGCAGCAUCGCUUCCAAUGCCAGCUCAAGGGCCACCCACAGGACAACACAAAAUAUAACCGCACCUGCACCAAGAAAGAGUCUCUCCGGCUCCACUAUGCUCAGGACACUAAGAUGGGCUUUGUCAUCAAUGCUAUCUAUAGCAUGGCUUACGGUCUACACGCCAUGCAGAAAGUACUGUGUCCUGGCUAUGCAGGUCUGUGUGAUACAAUGAGACCCAUUGAUGGCCGCAAGCUUCUCGAAUUCCUCAUGAGGACCAAUUUCACUGGUGUAUCAGGAGAGCUGGUGCUAUUUGAUGAGAAUGGAGAUUCUCCAGGGAGAUAUGAAAUCAUGAACUUCAAACAAAUGAGUGAAGAAGACUACAGCUACAUUCAUGUUGGCAGCUGGGACAACAGUGGGCUAAAGAUGGACGAUGAUGAGAUCUGGGCCAACAGCAGUGCGAUCAUCCACUCAGUCUGCAGUGACCCCUGUGAAAGGGCUCAGAUUAAGGUGAUCCGGAAAGGUGAGGUUAGCUGCUGCUGGACCUGUACCCCAUGUAAAGAGAAUGAGUAUGUGUUUGAUGAGUACACAUGCUGGGCCUGUGAGCUGGGAUCCUGGCCAACAGAUGACCUCACAGGGUGUGAGCCAAUACCAGUGCACUAUUUACAAUGGGGAGAUCCUGAACCUAUUGCUGCUGUGGUCUUUGCUUGCCUUGGUCUUCUAGCCACCAUCUUCGUGACACUCGUUUUCAUCAGGUUUCAUGAUACACCAGUUGUGAAAUCUUCCAGCAGGGAACUUUGCUUCAUCAUCCUGGCUGGCAUCUGUCUGAGCUACCUUUGCACUUUCUGCCUCAUUGCUAAGCCACAUGUAGUGUACUGCUACCUACAGAGACUGGGCAUCGGGCUUUCCCCUGCUAUGAGCUACUCUGCUCUGGUCACCAAGACCAAUCGCAUUGCUCGCAUCUUGGCAGGCAGCAAGAAAAAAAUAUGUACCAAGAAGCCUCGCUUCAUGAGUGCUUGUGCCCAGUUGAUCAUAGCUUUCAUCCUCAUUCUCCUGCAACUGGCCAUCAUAGUGGCACUCUUCAUCAUGGAGCCACCUCAGGUGAUCUAUGACUACCCAUCAAUCCGUGAAGUGCACCUCAUCUGUAACACAACAACGCUGGGAGUUGUAGCACCAUUGGGCUAUAAUGGGCUGCUCAUCCUCAGCUGCACCUUUUAUGCCUUCAAGACUCGCAAUGUCCCUGCCAACUUCAAUGAGGCCAAAUACAUCGCCUUCACCAUGUACACCACCUGCAUCAUCUGGCUGGCCUUUGUGCCAAUCUAUUUUGGCUCCAACUACAAAAUAAUCACUAUGUGCUUCUCAGUCAGUCUCAGUGCCACCACUGCGUUGUGCUGCAUGUUUGUGCCAAAGAUCUAUAUCAUGCUCGCCAAGCCAGAGCGUAAUGUGCGCAGUGCAUUUACCACAUCAACUGUGGUAAGGAUGCAUGUGGGUGAUGGCAAGUCUGCCUCGUCAGCUAGCCGUUCUAGCAGUUUGGCUAAACUGUGGAGACGACGUGGAUCAGGAACAGACAAUGUCAGUUCAAAUGGCAAAACGGUUACUUGGGCACAAAAUGAGAGAGGCUACCGGCCAAAUCUGUGGAAGAGAAUCUCAAUUCACAUCAAGAGAAAAGAAGAGGUCAAUCAGACAGCUAUCAUCAAACCUUUCUCCAAGGGCUGUGAUGCAUCUUCAGACACUGGGAUGAAGGUGUCAUAUGAGCGGCCACAGAGUGGCCAGCGCUACCCUGUUACCUACCGCCCACGGACACCCUCUCCCCUGCCCACUGUGUGCCAACGUGGUUCAAUGCAGCACUGCUGUGAUGAUGAUGAGGAUGUUCGAGAACGGCCUUUGCCGGUGGCAGUACUGCCUACAUACCUUACGGAGCGUUUACAGCAAGGUGAGCCGUUGCAGACAUCCAUUAUGGACCAGAUCAGCAGCGUGGUGAACCGUUUCACUGCAAACAUCAGCGAGCUCAACAGCAUGAUGCUGCCAGCUGGCUCUCCUUCAAGCAGUACCAUAAAUGCCUCUGGCCCCUGCUCACCCUCCUUCAAGCUGCUUCCACGAGAGAUGCAGCGCUCGACAACGGUGACCACCUAUGCAGAGGUGGUGGCUGCAGCUAAUGCUACCCCUCACUCAGCAGUAGGCAUAGCAGGAGGGAUAAUCACAGGUGGAAGCAGCAGAGCAUCCCCUGCUAGUCUCUCUAAUAGCACCUAUGACUCCUCAUAUGCAGUCAGGACCACAGAGUUUGAGGAGCUGGCUGCUCUAACACCUCCAUCCCCAUUCAGGGACUCCUCAGUGGGCUCAGCUAGUGACUCUCCCACCUGUCCAGAAUCAGAGCUGGUUCUGUGUGAGCGCAAUUCCCCAAAGUAUGAUCGACUGAUGCUGCGCAACUACAGCCAGAGCUCCUCCUCACUAUAAACAGCCUUCCAGGUGAUCAAAUCACAUGCUACCAAAAUAACCAUCAGUGGCAUGAGGGCAUUUUAAGUACUGUUAUAACAUUAAUUUCAAAUCAGGUUUUACUACACUGUUGCAAAGUGUUGAUCCACAUUGCUGCAGAACUCAUGUGAACUGGAAUCAAGGCGAUACUGGGAAAAGGAUCAUGGAGAAAAGAGUGCUUGAAGAAACUCUGCAGGGAUUUACCGAAAGUAGCUGAACAGCAUGAAUUAUAAUGCUCUUUGUAAGCUAUUGAAUGAAAUGCACCAACAGAGAUGUCAAAGCUUGAAGGCUUUUAGCGCGCAUACAGUAUGCUUUUGUUUAGGAAAACUCAAUGAACUAUUGAUUGAGAUAAUAUACUGUGCUUGACAUUCAGCCAAUGAUCACAUUCCAACAAUGUCACACAACAAUACCUGCAAGAUAAUACUAUAUGUGACUAUAUGGAGGCAUUGCAAUAUUUGUUGUUUGUGUAUAAUGCUGUCUUUUGGCUAAAAUUCUUGGAUACUAUAGCACACA
Molecule: messenger RNA, 4062 nt
Organism: Neoarius graeffei (lesser salmon catfish)
Lineage: Eukaryota; Metazoa; Chordata; Actinopteri; Siluriformes; Ariidae
Gene: grm5a
Product: glutamate receptor, metabotropic 5a
Exons: 8
Coding region: 1-3531 (1176 amino acids)
Biological process (GO): regulation of synaptic transmission, glutamatergic; trans-synaptic signaling by endocannabinoid, modulating synaptic transmission; G protein-coupled glutamate receptor signaling pathway
Cellular component (GO): postsynaptic density membrane
Molecular function (GO): G protein-coupled receptor activity involved in regulation of postsynaptic membrane potential; adenylate cyclase inhibiting G protein-coupled glutamate receptor activity
Source: RefSeq, a predicted model, not a curated record